Penicillium odoratum is the source of this 2832-nucleotide messenger RNA. RefSeq names its product transcription factor domain-containing protein. Gene Ontology annotation, molecular function: zinc ion binding; DNA binding; DNA-binding transcription factor activity, RNA polymerase II-specific. The coding region runs from base 1 to 2832 and encodes 943 amino acids. Gene Ontology annotation, biological process: regulation of DNA-templated transcription; DNA-templated transcription. Lineage: Eukaryota; Fungi; Ascomycota; Eurotiomycetes; Eurotiales; Aspergillaceae. The transcript is spliced from 7 exons. The record is from RefSeq and is a predicted model, not a curated record.
AUGAGCGUCGACUCCACCGCUCUGCCCACUGGCUCCACGAGGUCUAACGGGCGGAGACGAAGUCAGAGGGCCUGUGAGAUGUGUUACCAGAAAAAGACCAAAUGUGAGGUUGAGGGGCCUCAUAAGGCCUGUGUUCAAUGUAUUCGACGUAAUACCAAGUGUUUAUUUCCUUCACAGCAGCCGCAGCUGCCGUUGCAGGAGAAGGAGAAUGAGAAAGACAGUGAAUUCCAGAGUGGUGAUCAGUAUGUUGAGUCUUUAAAAGAUCGCUUACAGAGGGUUGAAUCCCUGCUGGUGGCGGCUGGUGUCUUGCGCGAGAGUGAUAUCGGUGAAGACGCCGUCUCAGAUGAAGAUGAGUGGGAGCACAGUAUCCGCUCUGUUUCUUCGGGUCAAGCAUCAAAUCUCUCCGGGCCCUCGGAGGGUCAUGAGACUGCACGUUAUGCCAGUGGUGGCGACUUCGCUGUGCCCAUGUUUAAUUCCCACGAGAAUGACGAGUCUAGAUACUUCGGACGCUCUUGUCAACUAUCCAUAUUAUCACGGGGUGGAAUCGAGUGGAUCAAGAGCAAGACCGGCGAAUCCAGCUUCGUGAGCAUUGUAUCUCCCGAUUCCACCUCCCAUGACCCGUGGCAUGAUUGGCGUCCAGAUGUUUUUCAUGAUCUGUUUGCCUCUCGGGUCUAUAAGCCGCUUCCGCCAAGGUCUGAAGUCUUUUCUCUUAUCAAGGACUAUUUUCGAACUGCGAAUCGAUUAUUCCCAAUUUAUCAUGAAGCCUCCUUCAUGAAGAUGGUGGAGUGGCAGUACACACAGCAGACAUGCGAUGACGCCGCUCGAUGGGCCAGUAUAAACAUAGUGAUAUGUUUGGCUUAUGAGUACCGAUUCUCCAAUAGCCUGAAACCGGAGAAAGAUCGAGAAAAGGCUCGGUUAUACUUUAAAAAUGCCAUGUCGGUUUUCACAGAGCUGGCAUUGCGGCGCACCGAUCUGCUAAGUGUGCAGGCUUUGAUCAGUAUGGGUUUCUUUCUUCGAGGCAAUUCUGGCACACAGUCUGCAUUGCCUUUUAUGACCGCAGCAAUGCGGUCAUGCCAGAGAAUGGGACUCCACCGUAAUAUCGAAAGACCAGACUUGAGCCCUGCUCAGCAAGAACAAAGGCGACGUGUGUUCUGGGUAGCAUUUACUAUCGAUCAGAGUGCAUGCUUAAGAGCCGGAAAUGCACCAUCUCAACACCCUGACGAUUUCGACGUUCCUCUUCCACAAUUAACAGAGGAGGACAAUGACCCAGAAGUGGCCCCAAAUAUCCACUUUUUCUGCCAGCUGUGCCGCAUGUCUCUUAUCAAGAGUCGCAUUUAUUGCCGGCUGUACUCCGCCAAGUCCUUGUUCAAGGACCCUCGUGAGAUCUAUGAAACCGUCAAAGAGCUUAAUGCUGAACUUGAGAAAUGGAAGAAAGACUACCCCUUCUCUGAGAUACCAAAGUUUAGGGGUGCUGAAACCGAUUUUCUGUUUGGAUUUGCCUCUGUUGGUCUCCAUUUCGUCUACUAUAAUGCCUUGAUCAUGAUCCACCGGGUACCUCUCCUUCUCCACUACCUAAUAACGAGGCGCGAAGAAGAAUCGGACGAGCUGAAGUCUCUCAGCAAAGCAUUCGCUGCAAAAUCAGGCCUCAUUUGCACAACAGCCGCACGAGACACACUGAGAAUGGUGAAUAAUAUGCCUUGGGGGGACAUUGCCUGGCUCUGGUCUUUAUUGUAUUACGUCUUUCUUGCAGCAGCAUCCAUUUUCUCCAACAUUCUCCGAGAUACUCGCAGUCCGGGGGUGAAAGAUGAUCUUAAGUCUCUCAACAUGGCAGCGACAUUCUUUACGAGCCUCGUUUUACCUAGUGAUGGUCCAACAAGCUAUGCGGGUUUCAUGACUCGCAUGAGUACCACGUUGGAGCGCAUAGCAAGAUUGGCUGUCGAAAGAGAUGAGAAGCGCGCUCGAAGCCCCGAUGACGAAGACGAGGACGACCAAGGAACAAAAAGACACAUCAGCCGAGCUUUCUCGGAGUCACGCCCGAAAAUGCGCCAUCGAGCUCCGACAUCUACAAACCCCCAUUCAAAAAUUCACCCUCAAGCACCUGCUCCGUCCAUAUCAAACUCAUCAGCCGCCAUCCGCUCAAACCUGCCAAUCGGCAUGCCCGAAGCCAUCGAAGGUUUCCCCUCCGUCAAUUCAUCCGGAUACGUCGUCCCGAUGAGUCCAGGCGAUCCCAACUUCCCCACGACGGCCAACCUCCACCAACAACCCUCCUACACCCAAGGCCUUGGUCUUAGCAAUCUCAACGGAACAGACGCAGAUUCGUCCUUUGCAACAGCAAACUACCCAAAUUGGCAACUAUCUCAAGACUACACUGGAUCAACAGCAUCCCCGCUCGACACCACUCAAAGUCCCUACUCCCAAGCCAGCAGCAACGGCACAGGAACCCUGAUCCCAGAAUCAUGGCAAGUUCCCCUAACAGCAGACUGGCAAUUCGGCGAGAAUCUAUGGGCAGGCCUCAUCCGCAACGAGAUAGGAGAUUCAAUACAACAAACCUCCCUGCCAAUCCUUAAUUCGGACUCAUUUCUCAAUGGUCCGAACGCAAUGGAGACUCAGACCCAUUCUCAGAGUCAGAGUCAGACUCAAUCUCAGAACUUUGCAAACGACCCGAGUUUUUACAUGAACUACGGAGCUCAGUCCAUGGGCUAUAAUUUUAUUCCCCCACAACAGGGUCCAGGUCCAGGUCAAGCUCCUUAUCAAGAUCAAGGACAGAAUCCCAACCAGGAUAUGGAUCACACCCAGUCGCAUUUCUCGAAUGGAUUUAUGGGCAUGUUCUAG